Telopea speciosissima is the source of this 1366-nucleotide messenger RNA. Its product is annotated as probable prolyl 4-hydroxylase 9. Gene Ontology annotation, biological process: peptidyl-proline hydroxylation to 4-hydroxy-L-proline. Gene Ontology annotation, molecular function: procollagen-proline 4-dioxygenase activity; L-ascorbic acid binding; iron ion binding. Gene Ontology annotation, cellular component: endoplasmic reticulum. The coding region runs from base 113 to 976 and encodes 287 amino acids. NCBI's taxonomy places the organism in Eukaryota, Viridiplantae, Streptophyta, Magnoliopsida, Proteales, Proteaceae. The record is from RefSeq and is a predicted model, not a curated record. The transcript is spliced from 10 exons.
GAGGACUACCGGCAACAAAGAUUAAGAAGAAAAGCUGUGGAGCUUCUAUUGAGAGGAGAAGUCGAUAACAGAAGCAAAGAAGGAGCAGCAUUAUUGUUCUGUGGAUUCAGAGAUGAAAACCAAGAAUAAAGGAGUCUGGAGUCCCGCAACGAAGCUAGGGCUGCCGGCUGUCUUCCUCUCAUGCAUCGUUUUCUUCCUUGCUGGAUUUUUUGGUUCCUUGCUCCUCUCUCAGGAUAUCUCUAGCGUCCGGACAAAUCCGAGGUUACUUGAAUCAGUCGACGACGAGACAAGGGACAUUCCGAUGCCGCAAGGAGAGACUGGAGAAACUUUGAUUGCGUAUAUACCCUAUCAGGUUUUAAGCUGGAAGCCUCGUGCACUAUAUUUUCCUAAAUUUGCAACUUCAGAACAAUGCCAAAGCAUAAUAAAAAUGGCAAAAUCUAAGCUUAGACCAUCAACCUUAGCUUUGCGGAAAGGAGAAACUGCGGAGAACACCAAGGGAAUUAGGACAAGUUCAGGCACAUUUAUCAGUGCAUCAAAUGACAAAACUGGAAUCUUGGACAUCAUUGAGCGGAAGAUCGCAAGGGUUACAAUGAUUCCAAAGAGCCAUGGAGAGGCAUUUAAUGUCCUACGUUACGAGAUUGGGCAGAGGUAUAAUUCUCACUACGAUGCGUUCAACCCAGCUGUAUAUGGCCCACAAAAAAGCCAAAGGAUUGCUUCCUUUUUGUUGUAUCUCUCUGAUGUGAACGAAGGUGGGGAAACCAUGUUUCCUUAUGAGAAUGGUUUUAUGGACUUCAACUAUGACUACAAAAAGUGCAUUGGUUUGAAGGUGAGGCCACGCCAAGGGGAUGGACUUCUAUUUUACUCAUUGUAUCCAAAUGGUACUACUGAUCCGACAUCACUUCAUGGUAGCUGUCCAGUAAUUGAAGGGGAAAAAUGGGUAGCAACAAAGUGGAUCAGAAAUCAAGAACAAGAAUGAAUGAAUGUGUGUACAUUUGUCAUGUUAUUCCUUGGAGGGACACACCUGUGGAGCUUGACAUUUGCAGAAUCAUCACACCUUUCAUAACUCACUUUGAAACCUUUCAUCGUCCGAUAAUAUAAAUAGAGGUAUUUUUGGGGACAAGUAGUGUUAAAUGAAUCAUAUUGGUUUCCAUUUGAGUUGGACUGGAAAAAAGGUUGCUUUGAGAGUACAUGCAAUUGGAAGGGAGCAUUGAGGUCUGCCAUAUCCGGACCACAUUAUAGCAAAUGGCAUCAAAUGUGUCAUUGCCACAGGAAGGGCCAGCUUUAUAUGGAUUAGGCCUUAUAACUUUUACAAUAUCUAUGAAGUGACAAGGUGUACUGUACAGUCGACGAAUUUUAAAUAGGGCAA